Messenger RNA from Cordyceps fumosorosea ARSEF 2679, 2631 nucleotides. RefSeq lists its product as hypothetical. Bases 1 to 2631 code for a protein of 876 amino acids. NCBI's taxonomy places the organism in Eukaryota, Fungi, Ascomycota, Sordariomycetes, Hypocreales, Cordycipitaceae. The transcript is spliced from 2 exons. The record is from RefSeq and is a predicted model, not a curated record.
AUGGCGCAGCCCUCGCCCGUGCCGCCCGCCAACGGCAUCUCGUCAGCCUCGCCGGAUCCCCCUAGCGACAACUCACAGCUGUCCGUCCCCGGCAAGCGGAAACGCGACGAUGACGGAGAGCCGGCGCCCGCCCAACACCAGGAGACGACGACUGUAUCUGACGAUUACGCGGGGAAAAACCCAGAGGACCUGCUCAAGUACUAUCACCAGGUUCUGAUUCAACUCGAUGAUAAAAAGACCGUCUUGACUCGUGUGCUGCCCGAAAACCAAACGGACCAAGAACCCCAAACCAAGCGCCAAAAAUCCGAGGAGCCGCCGACGCGCUCUACCAUCAGCGACAAGUUUGCGGCCAAGUCCUACACAACCAUUGAUGAUGUCGCCGCCGAUGUUACCGUCGCCAUCGAUGCGGCUCUCCAAGAUGUCGACGUGGCGGAAAACCCCAAGGAAGCCGUGCGUCUGAGGGCGUUCAGGCGCAAGGCUCUCAAGUACGUCGCACAGGAGAAGGCGUACCCUCAGAUCAAGGCGGAACCUCAGGCAGACCCGCAAACGACUUUCCAAGACGGCUCAUCGAUCCUGUCCAUUGUUGGCUUCGCACCGCAAGAAAGAAGAUUAUUUUCUAGUCUGCCCGCUUCCAAGGAUGUCGACAUGUCCGACGUGGCUUUGCCCCCUGGUGUGUCCAUUGUCACAGUUACCAGAUCAAGCCAGCAGGUACCGACACGGACACUUGGAGAGCUGUUCGGAUCGCACCGUGCUUUGCUGCCUUUGAACCCCCCGAAGCAGCCAAAGACACAAGCCAAGGGAACCGUGAUCGACUUUUACCACCCGGAACCGACAAAUGCGCGUACCAAUUGCUACUUCAACACGAAGCUGUCCUCUGGAUAUUACCUAGACUAUAGCAACGCUAUUCCCUCGUCCCAAGCUGUCCCCAAACAGCGCGAACGAGCCGAGAGUUUGGCUGGGAAGAAGCCAUCGAUGAGCGAACUUGAAAUGUCAGAGGUUGAAUCGCUGUUCCGCGGCGCAUUUUCUACAUUCGCACCCAGCAAAGAUGAUUCGGCCGCCGUUGUACCCUCCAGUGUCGCUGGGCGCAUCUGGUGGCAGCGCUCAGGCCAGCAAAUCUUUGAGCGUAUGCUAGAUGCUGAAUACUACGGAGACAAACAAAAUAAGGAACCGACUACCAAGUCUACGGUAGACGAGAUUGACGAGGCUGCCAUCCAGGACGCCAUCGAUCACUGGGACGAGACAGCUGUUGACCCCUCGUUAGAAAAGAUCAUGGGUACUCAAAGCAAGGUGGACAAGGAUACCGACGAUCUACUCGGCGAAGUCUCCGAUCUGAUCGAGACACUAGCGUCCUACCAGCGCAUCCGCAAUCUCACUCUGCCUAGCUCGCAGAACAGACAGUCCAGUGACCCCGUAACUGGCGAUAUGCUCGCGAACUCAGGCCCGGAACCCUCUGAGGAUGAGGUGGCCACGUAUGAGAUGCUCAAGUCUCAACUAGCCCUUAUUGUCAAGACAUUGCCGCCUUUUGCUGUUGCCAAGCUGAAUGGAGAUCAAUUGGAUGAGCUUCUCAUCAGCACCAAAAUACAAGUUCAGACAGACGACUACUACGGCACCAUGGAGGAGGACGAAGCUGGUGUACAAGCACGCCUGCGGGCUCAGCAGCAGCAGCAGCAGCAGCAGCAACAGCAGCGCAACAGCAGCAGCAGCAGCAGCAAGCAGCAACAACAGCAGCAUCAACAGCAGCAAGCGGCCCAGCAUGCUCGCCAACCACCGCAGCGUACCCCUAGUGUCGGGGGGCAUUAUCCAAACCAGUAUGCAGCCACCGCGCAAUACGGUACGCCCGGCCGUACACCGCAGCCGCAGCAAUUUUAUCGCCCCGGCUCUCAGCCUAGUUUCCAGGCACAACGUAACGCGACACCGCAACAGCCGCGCCCCCCUCAACCUAACCAGUACACGCGAGCAAACGGAUUUCCUGGCAACCAGUACGCCACGCAGCUGGCUAAAGCCCAGACACCAUAUGGACACCAAAACAUGCCCCAAUACGCAAACCAGCAACGGCAGCAGUUUGCCCAGACGCCGCAGCCACAGGCCGGCCCUCCGAACACUGCAACCUAUCACCAAUACCAACCACAUCAGCAGGGUGUCGCGCCUCCCGCAAAUUAUGCGGGGUAUACUAAUGGUACACCACAACAGCACGCCCAGCACCCGCAGCCGCAGCAACAAAGGCAGAUGUAUAGCCAGUCUCCUAACAUGCAGACUCAACAGCGGUUCGCGACGCCGACCCCUCAGCCAGGCACGCCCGGACAAGGAGCACGGUAUGCGCCUGGCCCAAACCAACCCGCCGGGUACAACCAGUCGCCCGGCCUCACGGGGUAUCACACGGUGAUUUCCGAGGCGCAGCAGCAGCGCAUCAUCGACCAGGCCAAGGCGCGUGUCGCCGCCGGUGGUCAGCAAGGGAGUUACCCUUCCGCCACCUUGGUCGCUGCUCGCGCGAACAUGACCAACCAACAGAAGCCGCAGACACCGACGCCGACAGGGCAGAGGUCCGGGACACCGACGCUGCUUCCUCACAAGGUGACACCCGUACCUGUACCUCCUAUUCCUGGCGCGAUGCCUCAGCAGCCACAGUUAUGA